Molecule: messenger RNA, 2684 nt
Organism: Dermochelys coriacea (leatherback sea turtle)
Lineage: Eukaryota; Metazoa; Chordata; Testudines; Dermochelyidae
Gene: SLCO4C1
Product: solute carrier organic anion transporter family member 4C1
Exons: 13
Coding region: 448-2478 (676 amino acids)
Biological process (GO): sodium-independent organic anion transport; transmembrane transport
Cellular component (GO): membrane
Molecular function (GO): protein binding
Source: RefSeq, a predicted model, not a curated record
AUAACCAUGAAAACUGCAAAAAGCUUCCAGGGGUGGUGCGGCGUCAUUUUGCAGGUUCCUUGGGUGAUGAUGCCUCGGUAGGGCGAAAAGCCGCCGAGCAGCACAGAGGGGCGGGGGCAGAAGGCAGACCGAGAAAAGGCAGCUUUAAAACGUUUGCUUUCCAAGGCGAGAGGGCUGCCGGCGAACGACCCGCCCUGGGGCAGGGGCAGGGGCAGCGCCCGGAGGCAGAGGCGCCGCUGCCUCCCCUCAGCCCGGGCUGUGUUGGGCAAGGCGGCAGGUGCCGGCAGCAGCAGUCGCCGCCUCCUUCUUUUCAAAACCGCCAGAGCCGGCUCCACAGCCGCGGGGCGGGGCGGGGCGGGGCGGGAGGCAGCCGCCCCCUGCCCCGAGUAUUUAGAAGGGCCGGUCCCGGGCGAGGCUGUCUCUGGCUGGAGCGUGGCUGGCAGCGCCAUGACGCGGGAAGGCAUCGCGAACCCGGCUUUCGAGCCCUCCAGCCCCGACCUCCGUCUCCACCCCAGGGCGCGCGCCAGCCGCUCCCGCCUGGCUCCCGGCCGCCCCCCGUCGGUGUGUGAGGAGGGGCCCUGCGGGUGGGGCAGCUUCACGCCUAGGGCUCUGCAGCUGUGCAACAGCCCCGAGGGCUACCUGAGCGCCUACAGCCUGCUGGCCGUCUUCCAAGGUAUUGUGGUGAAUGGCCUAGUAAAUGUUAGUAUUUCCACUAUUGAAAAGCGUUUUGAGCUGAGCAGUUCCCUCACUGGUGUCAUCUCUGCAAGCUAUGACAUUGCUUUUUGUGUAUUGUCGCUGUUUGUAUCUUUCUUUGGAGAAAGAGGGCACAAACCAAGAUGGCUUGCCUUUUCUUCAUUUAUGAUAGGAUUGGGAUCACUUGUGUUUGCCUUUCCACACUUUGCCGGUGGAAUAUACCAAUAUGGAUCUAAACUUGAAGAUACCUGUCAAUCAUCAGGAACUAACAUUGCUAACUUCAGUUGCAAUACCAGCAAAGAGUCUUCACUCUCCAAUUACCUCUAUGUCUUCAUCCUGGCACAGCUGCUACUGGGAGUUGGAGGAACUCCCCUGUACACCUUGGGCACCACCUUCAUUGAUGAUAGUGUCCCAAAACACAAAUCUUCUCUCUAUAUAGGAAUUGGCUAUGCCAUGUCAUUGCUGGGUCCUGCCCUUGGCUAUGUAUUGGGAGGGCAGCUGCUUAAUAUCUAUAUUGAUGUCCCUCUUCAAACAAGCACAGAGAUUGAUUCAGAUGACCCACGGUGGCUUGGGGCUUGGUGGAUAGCAUUUCUCUUGUGCUGUUUUGCAACAUGGCUUCUGAUAGUACCUUUUUCGUGUUUUCCAAAGCACUUACCAGGAACAGCAAAAGUACAAUCUGAAAAAAUUUCUGAAACUCAUCAUGAUGGAAGUGCGGCAUUUGUUGAAGACAGGAAUAUUGGGAAAAAUUUUAAAGAUUUUCCAGUGGCUCUUUUGAUACUGCUGAAGAAUCCUGUGUUGAUGUGUUUAAUAGUAGCUGCUUCUACAGAAGCUUUAGUUGCCACUGGCUUUGCCACAUUUCUGCCAAAAUUUAUAGAAAAUCAGUUUGGACAGUCAUCCAGUUAUUCAGCAACACUAGGAGGGCUUGUAUUAAUUCCAGGAGCAGCACUAGGCCAAAUCAUAAGUGGCAUCUUGGUUUCCAAGUACAAACUGGAUUGCAAAAACAUAAUCAAGCUCAUAUUAGGCACUUGCUCAGUGGCUCUAAUAUUAAACACAGUGUUUGUGUUUUCUAAAUGUGGGAAUGAACCAUUUGCAGGUGUCUCUGAAACAUAUAACAGAACAGGCAAGUUAAGGAACUUGACUGCACCAUGUAAUGCCAACUGCAACUGCUUACGCUCCUUUUAUUACCCAGUUUGUGGCAGAGAUGAAGUCCAGUAUUUUUCUCCCUGUUUUGCAGGAUGUACAUCAUUUACUAUUCAAAAAAGGAAAAAGACUUACCAAAACUGUUCCUGUAUUGGGAUGCCAAAAAGAUUACUUGAUGCAGAAGAGGUCCCUUUUGAGGCUCUGGCUGGGAAAUGCCGAACACGAUGCACGUUCUUGCCUCUAUUCUUGGGCAUUUUCUUUUUUGCUGUUGUUUUCACUUUUAUGGCUGUUACUCCAACUACUGUGGCCAUCCUCAGGUGUGUGCCAGAUAAACAGCGUUCAUUUGCUCUGGGAGUGCAGUCAGUGUUUCUACGAUUAGUAGGCACUAUUCCUGGACCAAUUUUGUUUGGUGUGGCAAUAGACAGUAGUUGCACUCUGUGGGAUGUUAAUAAAUGUGAUAUUAAAGGAGCCUGCUGGGUCUACAACAACUCAAAAAUGGCCUACAUGCUGAUUGGUAUAAGUGCAGCUUGUAAAGUCAUCUCUAUCCUUUUUACUGUCAUUGCAUUCUGCUUAUAUAAACCGCCACCAGACAGUUCUGCGACUUCGCAAAAGGAUGCUGAAAUGGUGUCUGCUGUGCACAUGUAAAACUUAUGAGAAAACCAGGAACUUUAAAAGAAACCAAGAAUAUACACAGCUACUGAAAGAUAAGCUGUCUGAGAGCUUCAUGUUGCAAGUGCAGCAUUAUCUGAACUUGAUUUAAUUCUUAAACAGCUUUAAAUGAUUUUAAAUAUUGGUGGAUACUUUGUGUAACAUAAUUCAAACUGAGGAAAUUUUAUAUUUCAACAAUGUAU